Molecule: messenger RNA, 2193 nt
Organism: Neurospora hispaniola
Lineage: Eukaryota; Fungi; Ascomycota; Sordariomycetes; Sordariales; Sordariaceae
Exons: 2
Coding region: 1-2193 (730 amino acids)
Biological process (GO): cellular response to starvation; regulation of DNA-templated transcription
Cellular component (GO): nucleus
Molecular function (GO): DNA-binding transcription factor activity, RNA polymerase II-specific; zinc ion binding; RNA polymerase II transcription regulatory region sequence-specific DNA binding
Source: RefSeq, a predicted model, not a curated record
AUGCCGGACGACGUUGGACCCGCCGAGGCAGAGGUCUCGGGUGCUGUGUCUGAGAGCGACAACGAGUACGACGAAACCGAGGUCACUACCAAGGACGACGACGACGAAAAGAUGGCCGAACGAUCCGUUGCUUCCGAAGGUGUCGAAACCAACGGUGACCAGAAGAAGAAGUAUGACCCCAAGGAUCCUUUGCGGCCCAGGAGGAAAAAAGCCCGGAGAGCCUGCUAUGCGUGUCAGAGAGCUCAUUUGACCUGCGGUGACGAACGACCAUGCCAACGGUGCAUCAAACGUGGAUUAGCUGAAGCUUGCCAGGACGGUGUCCGGAAGAAGGCGAAGUAUCUCCACGAUGCUCCCCCGGAAGCCUUACGUCCCGUACUUGGACCCAACUACAAUCCUGCUGCCGCUGUAUCUGUCCGGAAUGGCCAUCGGCAUCCUUCCAACGGUGGGUCAGAUGCCGGCUCUUCUGUUGGUACCUUCUACUCGCAGUCGACCCAGUACCCAGUCUUCUCGUCUGCAGCAACACAAUUAGGAUCAAUACCGGAGAACUUACCCUUCCCCCAGCAAUCUCCCGUAUCGCCAACUUUCCAGGCCUCUGGCAACCCUCAGCUCGGUUCUAUUGCGGUCAAUUCAGUUUCCAGCCCUAUGAAUAGCUUCCCUCCAGCGCUAUUUGAUCCGAGUAAUCCUGCCAUUUUCAACUUCAAUUUGGAGGGACUCAACUUCGGAAGUCAGUAUGGCGCCAUGGAGUUUGGUAUGCUGGGCCACAUGUCCUCGGGUGCUGCUGAGACUCCUCCGCGGGAUCCGUCCAUAGCACAGCAGGGCACUAGUGAUGUCGGAUUUAACCCCUCUGGAGUCUUUGGAAACAGUCUGAACCAGUUUGAAAAGGUUUAUGACAAUAACACCGGUUUGAUAAGCGACUUCCUGACUCUGGAUGCCCAUUCCAAUGGCUUGUACUCCCAAGGAAACCUGCAACAUGGUCUACCGCAUGCCUAUGCUAUCCCUGCUGGUCCCACUAGUCUACAAAGCCCUAGUACCGAGAACAACAGUCCGCAACCGACAGGAUUUGGUUUUGAGUCUCCCACCACCACCAACUACACGGGGGUUCCAGGUGCUGCAGGGAAUCAGCCGGGCUCCCAGCAGCCACGGGCGCAGAAACCAAAGACGCCGGCCUUGGGGAAGCUCGGGCCACAGUCAGUUCUGGGUAAGAGGCAGCGAGAUCCAUCAUCUAUCUACGAGGCAGUCAAGGAACCAUUCCAAUAUGUGGCUAGUUUCCACAAGCUCAUCAGUCUACUUCAGAACCGAUUUUCGGGCGCGAGCACGAUCAGCAUCGUAAGGUCAUUAGCCAGCAUUCGCCCAUCUUUCAUGUCAUGUAUGAAAACGCUCAACAGGGCCGACCUCAUCUUCAUGGAGAAAAGCUUCCAGCGUGCCCUUUUCGAGCAUGAGGAGUUCAUGCACCAAUCGCCAAGCCCAGCCAUCGCUUGCCGUCGAACCGGCGAAAUAGCCGCCGUUAACAAGGAGUUCACAGCGCUAACAGGGUGGACAAAGGAUGUGCUUCUUGGGAAGACGCUGAACCUCAAUGCGAAUAUGGGUGGCACUAACUCGGAUACCCUUUCCAUCAGCAGCAAAGGAGGCAGAGGAGGCAUUGUGGGAACAACACCCAGGCUAAAACCUUUGCAUCCAGAACAGGGCACGAACGCCGACAGUCAGCAACAGCAAUCGCAGCAACACAAGGAACAACCACAACCGGUAUUCCUUGCGGAGCUCAUGGACGAAGCGAGCGUGACGCAGUUUUACGAGGAUUACGCCCAGCUAGCGUUUACACACAGCCGAGGUACAGUGGUGAGAAAAUGCCGACUUCUCAAGUACCGCACCCAAGAGAACAUGGACGCCGCCGCCGCCGCGGCUGCUGCUGCUUCUGCCCCCACAGCUUCAGGCGGCAGUGGUAGCAGUAACGGCACCGUUGUCAAUGGAGGGCCAGAUAGCAGCCCAGCUGGAAAGACGGAGAAAGAACGACCGACGGGCGUGAAUGUUGCCAGCAAUAGUAUCUUGAGCAACAGGGUCGCCAAGAUCGACGGAGAACACGGCAUCUCGAAACUGGAACGAGAUGGUAAGCUAGAAUGCAGCUAUACGUGGACCAUCAAGCGGGAUGUGUUUGAUAUACCCAUGAUUAUAAUGAUCAAUGUAAGUGGUGUCUGA